AGGUGAGCAGACAGAAGUUGUGUCAGUGAACAGAGAGGGCUCUCAGUCUGGGGCGAGCGCUCUAGUGAGCGUGGACGGAUGCUUAGGCAGUAGUCCUGGCAGCGGCAGCAGCGGCGGGCAGUAGUGGUGGCAGAAGAGGGGAAGAGAGACGGCCCGGAGACCUACACACACUCACACUUUCAAGUUCCCUUGGAGGGAGAGGAGUUGGGGCUGCAGAAAGAGGCCGGGAGCGGUCCCAUCUAUCCCAUCCCGUUUCCCCUCUUUUCCUCUUGCUCCCUGGCUCUGUGAGAGUUCAGGAUUUGGGUAGCCAUACGUGGCAUUGAGGGCAAAGGGGCCGGGAAAGUGGGGACCAGAACCAGCGGUGUAGUGGAAGAUGCCCAUCCUGCUGUUCCUCAUAGAUACGUCCGCCUCCAUGAACCAGCGCACUGACCUGGGCACCUCCUAUUUGGACAUUGCCAAAGGCGCUGUGGAGUUAUUCUUGAAGCUGCGCGCCCGGGACCCGGCCAGCCGCGGAGACAGGUACAUGCUGGUCACCUACGACGAGCCUCCCUACUGCAUCAAGGCUGGUUGGAAGGAAAAUCAUGCCACAUUCAUGAGCGAACUGAAAAAUCUCCAGGCUUCUGGACUGACUACUCUUGGUCAGGCUCUAAGAUCCUCCUUUGAUUUGUUAAAUCUCAAUAGAUUAAUAUCUGGAAUAGACAAUUAUGGACAGGGGAGAAAUCCAUUUUUUUUAGAGCCGUCUAUUUUAAUUACCAUCACAGAUGGAAACAAGUUAACAAGUACUGCUAGCGUUCAAGAAGAGCUUCAUCUCCCUUUGAAUUCUCCUCUGCCCGGAAGUGAACUAACCAAAGAACCUUUUCGUUGGGAUCAAAGGUUAUUUGCCCUGGUGUUGCGUUUGCCUGGAGUGGCUUCUACUGAACCAGAGCAGCUAGGGAGUGUUCCAAGUGAUGAAUCGGCCAUCACGCAGAUGUGCGAGGUCACAGGAGGUCGCUCCUACUGUGUGAGAACACAAAGAAUGUUAAAUCAGUGCUUAGAAUCACUAGUUCAAAAAGUACAGAGUGGCGUAGUUAUUAAUUUUGAAAAAACAGGACCGGAUCCACUUCCUGUUGGAGAAGACACACUGAUGGAUUCCUGUAGGCCAAACAACUUCUUUGCUGCUCAACCGUGGCACAGUUGUCAUAAACUCAUCUACGUACGACCUAAUUCUAAAACUGGUGUUCCUGUUGGACAUUGGCCAAUUCCAGAAUCUUUUUGGCCAGAACAGAAUUUACCUUCACUACCUCCACGAACAUCACAUCCUGUUGUGAGGUUUUCCUGUGUCGAUUGUGAGCCAAUGGUUAUAGAUAAACUUCCCUUUGACAAAUAUGAACUUGAACCCUCUCCCUUGACUCAGUACAUCUUGGAAAGAAAAUCUCCUCAUACUUGCUGGCAGGUGUUUGUCACCAGCAGCUCAAAAUACAAUGAGCUUGGAUAUCCAUUUGGUUAUUUAAAAGCUAGUACAACUUUAACUUGUGUAAACCUCUUUGUGAUGCCUUACAACUACCCAGUUUUACUUCCUCUUUUAGAUGACUUAAAACUAAGCAUAAAGAUUCUGAACUGGUCAUGUAAUCAAGAUUUAUUCUAUUCUUACUGUUGUGUAUUUUUUUUUAUAGCCAUUAAAGAAAGUACUAAGGAUGAUGGAGCUCCAAAUCUGAUAUCAGAUAAUUUAGAUUGUGGACUUAGUUACAGUGUUAUCUCUUACCUUAAAAAACUCAGCCAACAGACCAAACUAGAGUCAGAACGAAUUCUAGCAUCAGUGGGGAAGAAACCUCCCCAGGAAAUUGGUAUCAAAGUGAAAAAUCACUCUGGAAGUGGCCUACCCUUGGCUCACAAUAAGAGUUUUAGGAAACUGUUGAAAGAAAUCAUAGGGGAAAGCGCACCAAGACUCACAGAACUGAAUACCAAAGAGUUUGCUGGCUUCCAAGUAGGACUCUUAAACAAGGAUUUGAAACCGCAGACAUAUAGAAAUGCUUAUGACAUUCCACGAAGAGGACUUUUAGACCAAUUGACCAGAAUGAGAUCCAAUCUGCUGCAGACCCGGAAGUUUAUUGUUGGACAGGAUGAAGAUUCACUUCAUAGUGUCCCAGUUGCACAAAUGGGUAACUAUCAGGAAUAUCUAAAGAUGCUGGCUUCUCCGCUUCGAGAGAUCGAUCCAGAUCAACCGAAACGACUGCAUACUUUUGGCAAUCCAUUUAAGCAAGAUAAGAAGGGAAUGAUGAUCGAUGAAGCAGAUGAGUUUGUAGUAGGGCCACAAAACAAAGUGAAACGUCCUGGAGAACCCAACAGUCCUAUGUCAUCUAAGCGAAGGCGGAGUAUGUCCCCGCUGUUGAAGAAACCACAAAUACCACCUACUGUACCUAACCAUGUGGGCGGAAAGGGACCACUCUCCACCUCGUGGUUCCCAUCUUGUCCAAACCUCAUAAAACACACCUUUGUACAUCCAGACACUGCUGUCAUUCAUGAUACCCAUGAAGAGAAGAUGGAAAAUGGGCAAAGCCCAGCUGACGGCUUCUUAUUAAAAUCUGCUCCGGCAGAGUUUAUGAAUGUGUCAGGAGAAGGCCUUAUACCCAACCAGUUGGAUUCUCUAUCUGAUGACUUUACUGGUCUCAGGAAAGAUGGAUUCAUUCACAAACCUGGUAAUAAUAUCCUUCUAGGAGGAGCCAAAACCUGCAAUCUUUCUGUAGAUGACCAAAAAAUCACAAUGGCAUCAGCUUUGGAAACGGUGCCAAAUUCAAUGCAAAUCACUCCUGCGAUGGCCCAAGGCAUCAAUGCUGACAUAAAGCAUCAAUUAAUGAAGGAAGUUCGGAAGUUUGGACGAAAGUAUGAAAGGAUUUUCAUUUUGCUUGAAGAAGUGCAGGGACCUCUGGAGAUGAAGAAACAGUUUGUUGAAUUUACCAUCAAGGAAGCUGCAAGGUUUAAAAGAAGAGUCUUAAUUCAGUACCUUGAGAAGGUACUAGAAAAAAUAGAUUCCCACCACCUUCUUAACAAUGUGAAUCACAUCAACAGCAGAUCAUCAUGUUAAUGGCAAGCCAAGUGAGGAAAAAGAACAGCUUUUUUGUGUUUUCAGAUGCAAUGGGGUGUAACCGAAGCCCUCUUCAAUGUUUGAGUGACAGAGCGACAUAAGUCAGGCUAUGAGAAAGCUCUUGACUAGAGCUUUUAGCAAUUAUCUGGAAGGAAGAUCUGGGCUUUUGCCUUAAGAGUUAUGGUUGGAAAUAUUUUUUUCAUUUUGUUGUUCAUUUUUCCAAUUAGGAAAAGUGAUGCUAGGCCACAGAGCACUGCUGCUCCCUACUACAGCUAGUAGAGUUCACUCAUUUGGGCUUUGCCAUCCCAGGCGCUUUCAGAGUGAGUAGGGGCUGGCCACCUGCGAGGUGAGCACUACCUACUGUCCUCACUGUGUCCUAUAGAACUCGUAAGCAUAGAGAGUCCACGUGGUGAUCAUGUGCUCAAUGAACUUUUCAACAAUCCCUAGCUGUGCCUUUUAAACCAUGCAAUAUUCAGGAUAGUUGGAAUGAAAGAGUGAAAAGCUGCUAUUUCGGUAACUUACUUCUCUCUGGGAAAGGGCAGGGGAGUCAGCAAACCGUCUACCUCGAGUGCUCUUCCACUCUGUCUGAGGCUGCACUAACCUCUGACAUCUGUUCCUGCAUGUGACAACAGAAAGCCUUCAGGUGGACUUGUACAUGUUUGUGCUUUGGAAGCACUAAAAGGAAAAAAUAAUAUGUAUAUUUUCUUCGCUGUUUAUACAGAAGUUUAUAUGGAGCAGUAUUGUUGUUUUUAUUUGUAAAAGUGUAAGUGAUCAAAGAGAUUUUCACUUUGCAUAUAUGAAAUAAAACCAUUUUAUUAUUUUUCAAAGCUA
Rattus rattus (black rat) is the source of this 3892-nucleotide messenger RNA. RefSeq names its product integrator complex subunit 6-like. The record is from RefSeq and is a predicted model, not a curated record. NCBI's taxonomy places the organism in Eukaryota, Metazoa, Chordata, Mammalia, Rodentia, Muridae. Bases 374 to 3061 code for a protein of 895 amino acids. Gene Ontology annotation, biological process: snRNA 3'-end processing. The transcript is spliced from 19 exons. Gene Ontology annotation, cellular component: integrator complex.